AACAACAGCAGCCAUCUGGCCGUCGGCAGCUACGACGACGGCGUUCGCGGGACCUGUCACCGGAUGAAGCGACUGCAGCUGCCGUGGCCGUCAGUGAGCCCGGCGGCAAGCCCGACUUGGUGGGGGAAGAGGCGGCUCCACCCUCUUCUGGUGGUACGACCACGGGCUCCUCAGAACCGCGUAACUCUUUCUCACCCGCCAGUUCCUGUCACUUCAGUCCCUUAAACAUAAUGCUUGAGACGAACGGUGCCGAGCUCGGCAAAUUUCCUGAUGCCAGCAAUCCUCUCGACGACUAUGUACCUUCAGAUGACCAUCAGCCUGUGACUGGUUUCAGUGCGUCGUCCUGCCCUUCAUACGAACCGAAGGACGAAAUAACGGCAACAACGGCGGUGGAUGUCCUGGCUGCUGAUGCAACAAUGGAGGAGGAGGAGGCGGUGGUGACCGUAGAAGGGGACGUGAAGCCCGUCGCUGCUGGCCCUACUGCCUCCAUCCUCGAAACGCAGGAGGAGCAGGACGUUCUC
Molecule: messenger RNA, 521 nt
Organism: Dibothriocephalus latus
Lineage: Eukaryota; Metazoa; Platyhelminthes; Cestoda; Diphyllobothriidea; Diphyllobothriidae
Source: the annotation of a GenBank genome assembly